AUGUCAUUCAGCGAAGCGUGUGACGAGCUCCUCAAAACAGGAAUCCUCGACCAUGAGCACGGAAUCCCAAAACUAUGGCACAAACUGGCAGACGAACUCCAGAAACCUCAGGGCCCCCAUGAUCAGUACUAUAAUCUCAACAAGAGACUCUUGGCCAAUCUAGACGAGAUUGUCUACAAAGAUAAGUUCAAACAAUUGAGGGCUUUGUCCGCUGACGAAAUUGAUUCCUUGUACGAGGAAAUGAUACAGCUGGAGCCGUUGAAGCUGUUGCCUCCUGGUACUGAUCUCGACGCCUUCUUGGAGAACCACACGAAAGCAUUCAAAACGGGAGUGCUCAUGGGAGACUACCUUCCGUCUGCUUUGCCUAUAGUUCGUGCAAUCCACCAUGGAAACAACAAUUUGGCUGACCUGGAGAUCUCAAUCUUAAACAACCUCAAGAGGCUCUACUCGCACUAUAACGACCACCCAGCCAAUGUGAAAUAUCUCAUCAAGGCAUACAGAGAGAAGAACAAUGUGACAGCAGAGACAGCUUCAGUGGCCGCUGAAGUGCAAAGCUACAUCCAUUCAGUGUUGCUACCUAAGCUUCAAAGGUUAGAGAAGCUAAACGCAGAAUUACAGGUGCUCCAGAACACAUACAACAACCAGGUGGAGGCGAGAUCUAGUGCUGCGGAGAAGGCGCCUUUGGAAACGAAGAAGCUUCGUGCGGAGGUGCUACUGCUCUCUAAAAGACUUACUUCUCUAGCUGUUCUCUGCGACUUUCUUCCGAACUUGAUCUUGUGCCAGGCUUCUAACUGGCACUCAGACAAGCUGCUACGCACCAUUCUUGGAGACUGCCAAAACAUCGCUGAAGCAAUUGAAGGAUAUAUACCCACCCUUCAUUACAGAAAAGCAAAAUCCUUGAGAGUUGAUGACCUUCUACAAAUUGAUUUUGAACCGCUUGCGAGCGUGUAG
Candidozyma auris is the source of this 951-nucleotide messenger RNA. RefSeq lists its product as uncharacterized. Bases 1 to 951 code for a protein of 316 amino acids. The transcript has a single exon. Lineage: Eukaryota; Fungi; Ascomycota; Pichiomycetes; Serinales; Metschnikowiaceae. The record is from RefSeq and is a predicted model, not a curated record.